AUGGCGAAUGCGCAACAGCAGGAGAAUAUGCUCCUCACCGAGCACUUCUCCUGGCCUCCCAUUAGUCUCAUCGACGACAUCAUCAACACCAUAAACGAGGUCCUCUACCGCUGCACCGACACCUUCGCGACUGGAAUUUCCAACGCUCCGCCGCACCUGCUCGGCUUCGCUGACCGCUAUGCUGCCGAGGGCCGCACGCCUGGCAGGGACGACGAUGGGCUGGACGUGUACCCUGACGCGGCGCUCGAGAUGGAGGAGGGCGUGCUCAAGCUCGAGACGCUGAUGGAGAACGCAGUGGACAAGAACUUCGACAAACUGGAGAUCUGGACGCUGCGCAACGUGCUGUGUCUGCCGCGCGGCGACGAGGAGCUGGCGCGGUGGGUGAGGCUGGGUCACUAUGACGGCGUUGAGGCGCUGCCCGCGGACGCGACGGGGUCGUGGACGCCCGAGAAGCUGUACGCGCUACGGCGCAAGCUGGUCGAGACGCGGAAGCUGCACGUCGCGCUGCUGGCUGAGAAGCGCAGAAACGAGGCGACCCUUGCGCAGCUGCGCGCCCUGCUCACCCCCGCGACAGAGCUGAAGAGGGAGAGCGCGAGUCCUGCACCCGCAGAGCAGGCAAAUCGAGGUGCGUUUGCGUUCCUCGCGCACGCCGACGGCGCAAAGCAUCUCGGCCUCUCUCUUCCCCAAUCUCAGCACGGCGUCUCGACCACCGUGUCCCCCACGCCCCUCGCGACACACACCUCCUUCACCACCUCGCAGCUCCCCUCCCUACGCCAGCUGCUCGCCAAUCUCCAACCACACCUCGCCUCCACUGCGCUGCCGACCACCUCCGAUGCGGACGCAGACAAGACGGGCCGCGAGCGCAAGGUGUACCUCGAGAGCCAGAGUAAGCGCAUUCUGGAGAAGAGGGGCGUGGACACGCGCGAGGGCGUCGAGGGCGCCGUCGAGGGCGUGCGCGUCAGGGCUGAGGAGGUCCGAGCGCUGGAGGGCAUUGUCGAGGCGCUGGGGCGGGGGAGGGGCGCGAAGACCGAGGGCGAGAGCGAGGCUAUGGAUACUAGCUGA
Messenger RNA from Didymella exigua CBS 183.55, 1062 nucleotides. RefSeq lists its product as uncharacterized. Bases 1 to 1062 code for a protein of 353 amino acids. The record is from RefSeq and is a predicted model, not a curated record. The transcript has 2 exons. Gene Ontology annotation, biological process: mitotic cell cycle; kinetochore assembly; protein localization to kinetochore. Lineage: Eukaryota; Fungi; Ascomycota; Dothideomycetes; Pleosporales; Didymellaceae. Gene Ontology annotation, cellular component: nucleus; chromosome, centromeric region.